This is a messenger RNA of Penicillium griseofulvum, 1515 nucleotides long. RefSeq lists its product as uncharacterized. The coding region runs from base 1 to 1515 and encodes 504 amino acids. The record is from RefSeq and is a predicted model, not a curated record. NCBI's taxonomy places the organism in Eukaryota, Fungi, Ascomycota, Eurotiomycetes, Eurotiales, Aspergillaceae. The transcript is spliced from 4 exons.
AUGUCGGGGAAUUACGAUUAUCCUCGCGCUUCUUCCUCUUCUUCCCGCCGUAUAUCCCGUAUCGCCAGGCCUGACGAGCGCCCUGAGGUCCUCCGUCUCCAGCAUCUCCGCAAUUUCGUAUCCGAACGGAAUCGCUCCGGUGCCCACAACGCCUACAACACCACCCUUGCCUUGGAAACAUUAAAUCGAGAAGUUGCUGAGCAUUCACUGGACCGAGCUCGCGAUCGUCCCAACUUUGAGCAAGCCCGGGCGGACAUCGAUCGUCAAAUCCAACAAUUACAGUCCGAAACCGCUGGCCCCGCAGAACGAAUUCGGAGCAUUUGGCUUGACCAGAUUCGCUCAGAGGGGGCUCGAACUUCGCUCUCGCCAGAGUCACAUUCUCUUCGCCAUCGUUUACCUUGGCAAACACUCAGUCUAGACGGAUCGUUAUCCAGAUCACCGUCCCUCAUGCCACCAUCCGGCCAGUCGGGCCGCGAUAGCCAAGGACGGAUGAAGCGUCGGAAACUAGACACCGACGAUAAUCGCGAGGAAUUUCGAGGCUUUAACUACGGUCAAUAUGGACAAGUAGUACCAGGGAUGCUACAAAUGGAAAUCGCUAGCUGCGAUGGCGGAAGCUACGAUCCGGAUAGCGGGUGCUCGCGUCCAGAGAACGUUUUGGACAACAACACAAGUGUAUACUCUACCAAAGAGGCCCGCUGCAACCUGGUUCUCUGCCAUCGGGGCGAAGCCCCAUUCUGCCUGAAGAAAAUCGUUAUCAGAGCCCCUCAAUGCGGGUUCGAUGCUCCGAUACAAGAAGGCAUGGUCUUCGUCGCCAUGACAUCCGAUGAACUGCUCGCCCGCACCGCCCAAUACCAAAUCCAAUACUCCAGUGGCCGAUACCGUCGUCGUGGCCGCCGCAGUGGCCUGCAGCCAUCCCAGGAAUACCUGACUGGGAUCCGAUCACCACUCCAAACCCUUGAACGCACAGUCCUCAUGAGCCCACAUUCAGCCGCAGUUCCGCAUGCCACAGAAGACCCGCAAGCGCAGUUCCGCAUCACCACCGAGUACGACGAAAAUAACGAAGAAUCCGGAGACGACGAAGACUGGCGCUCUACAUUGCUCGAAAGAACCCAGGGGGAACAGAGGGAAGAUCCUUUAUCGGAUACCGACGAGAGUCCAAGCGACGAGGAAGAUUCUUCAAGCAGACAUCAGCGUCGCCCACAAGUUGAAUAUGGACGGCUGAAUACCCUCAGCCGUGUCACCGAGCAGAGACUGCGCCGUGGUCCGAGUCUCGUGCAUCCAAAUCCGCCAGUGGAGCCUGCUCAGCCAGUUGCCGAAGUUUUGAAGCCACAUGCGCGCUUCUUUAUCGAGCGAGAGAAGAGCAUGGUUACCAUCAAAUUUGAUCCGCCUCCGUCCGGUCGUUUUAUUCUCAUUAAGCUGUGGAGCCCGCGGGCCCAUGGUAAUAUUGAUAUCGAAAGCAUCAUCGCACAUGGGUAUGCAGGUCCGCGGUUCUUCCCAAGUAUCGCUGCUCGCUAG